UGUGAGCUCAUUCAGACUCUCUCUGACAGGCAGCGUGGAAAGAUGGUGCUCGACUUGGACCUGUUUCGUACCGACAAAGGUGGCGAUCCAGAAAUCGUCCGUGAGACUCAAAGGAAGAGGUUUAAAGAUGUGACACUCGUUGAUAAACUGGUCGCCGCAGAUACAGAGUGGAGAAAAUGCCGCUUCACUGCAGACAACCUGAACAAAGCAAAGAACCUCUGCAGCAAGAGCAUUGGGGAGAAAAUGAAGAAGAAGGAACCAGUUGGGGAAGAUGACUCGUUGCCCGAAGAAGCACAGAACCUGGAGUCCCUAACAGCUGAAAUGCUAUCGGCCCUGACGGUAACCCAGAUCAAGAAGGUACGUGUAUUGGUGGACGAGGCUGUGGAGAAAACUGACAGUGAGAGGAUAAAGCUGGAGGCAGAGCGCUUUGAGUACCUGAGGGAGAUCGGCAACCUUCUGCAUCCAUCUGUACCCAUCAGCAAUGAUGAGGAUGAAGACAACAAGGUGGAGCGUACCUGGGGUGACUGCACUGUGCAGAAGAAGUACUCCCAUGUUGACCUGGUAGUCAUGAUUGAUGGCUUUGAUGGAGAGAGGGGAGCUAUUGUAGCUGGGAGCAGAGGUUACUUUCUGAAGGGACCAUUGGUGUUCCUGGAGCAGGCUCUGAUCAGUUACGCCUUAAGGAUCCUCCACAGCAAGAAUUAUACCAUGCUCUACACACCCUUCUUCAUGAGAAAGGAGGUCAUGCAGGAAGUCGCCCAACUGAGCCAGUUUGACGAAGAGCUUUAUAAGGUCAUCGGUAAGAGCAGUGAGAAGUCAGAUGACAACUCCAUAGAUGAGAAGUACCUCAUCGCCACCUCUGAGCAGCCCAUCGCAGCCUUCCUGAGGGAAGAGUGGCUCAAACCCGAGGACCUGCCCAUCCGCUAUGCUGGCCUCUCCACCUGCUUCAGACAGGAAGUGGGCUCCCAUGGCCGAGACACCCGCGGGAUCUUCAGGGUGCACCAGUUUGAAAAGAUUGAGCAGUUUGUCUAUGCCUCUCCACAUGAUGGCAAGUCCUGGGAGAUGUUUGAUGAGAUGAUAGGGACGGCAGAAGAGUUCUACCAGUCACUAGGAAUUCCUUACCGCAUCGUCAACAUUGUCUCUGGUGCCCUGAAUCAUGCAGCAAGUAAGAAGCUGGAUCUGGAGGCCUGGUUCCCUGCCUCAGGCGCUUUCAGAGAGCUGGUCUCCUGCUCAAACUGCACUGACUACCAGGCCAGGCGCCUCCGCAUCCGCUACGGACAGACCAAAAAGAUGAUGGACAAGGCAGAGUUUGUGCACAUGCUGAAUGCUACCAUGUGUGCCACCACACGUGUGAUGUGUGCCAUCCUGGAGAAUUACCAAACCGAAGAAGGCAUCAUUAUUCCAGAGAAGCUCAGGGAGUUCAUGCCUCCUGGUUUGACUGAGAUCAUUAAGUUUGUCAAGCCCGCUCCUAUUGAUCAGGAGAUGUCUAAAAAAGCAAAGAAACAGCAGGAAGGAGGGAAGAAGAAGAAGCAGGGAGGAGGAGACCAGAACCUACCUAACUCCAUGGAGAACAUGUCCGUCAAUGACUCAUAGACUGCAGUACACGAUGACAGUGUCGCUUCAUCAACCUGACAGACAGAAACUGAUGGACUAGAGCCUCAUGUAUAAUGAUCCAAAGUCAAACUUAAAUGGUUAAAAUUGAGAAAAUGGAGACAAAAAUCUCUCAAGCUGGCACUUAAUGUUAUCCUUACCUUAUAGUGAAGGCCUCGCUCUGUCCCAUCUGUGUCUGUCUAAAAGGUUGGUGUUCAUUCAUCUCAGUUGUUUGUCCCCUCAUUGACAUUAAGCACACUGAAAAAGGGAUCCCUCUGUGCUCCUACCCAUCCACAGUCCUCUUCAGAGUCCACUGACCACCUGUCUGUCUGACACUUUCUCACAUCUGCAGCAACACUGAGUCUAAAUCAAACAGAUAAGACCACUUGAGCUGUCUGAGGUUCACCAGUGACAUGUCUGGCUCUAUUUCCACAGCAGUUAGUAGUUUUUGUGACUGGGCUGUAGUGCAGAUGAAUCACUGGUCAUAUACAAGUACAUGUUUGUUUCUAGCAGUUUUGGGAUCUGUCAUUAAUAUUGAAAAGAAUGGUUUCCAAAUGUCUGGUGGUUUAUACAACUGAUCAGUUACUGUCUGGAAUCUUUAUUCAUUGACAAAAACCUACACCUCUUCUGUGAUUACUUCAUGUCUGAAAUGGCUUUAACAUUAAUACAAAAAUGUAAAAUUCUGUCUCGUGAAAAAGAUCAGGUAUUUUAACUGUCUGUUUAAGGCUUCCUCUCAUGUUGUCUCUGACCACAAUCAUCAUCUUCUACUAUUGUUGCUUGAUGUCAUUGUUGACCAUAAUGCUGUUAACUAGCUUAUGAUUGAGACAUUGACAUUGUAUUUACUUGCUGAUAUAAAGAUAUAUAUAAAUAUAUGAUUGAGCAUUGAUAAAGUGGCACUCACUAAACAAAUAAAUACAGUUGAUAUGGAA
Molecule: messenger RNA, 2516 nt
Organism: Lates calcarifer (barramundi perch)
Lineage: Eukaryota; Metazoa; Chordata; Actinopteri; Centropomidae
Gene: sars1
Product: seryl-tRNA synthetase 1
Exons: 11
Coding region: 43-1590 (515 amino acids)
Biological process (GO): seryl-tRNA aminoacylation
Cellular component (GO): cytosol
Molecular function (GO): serine-tRNA ligase activity; tRNA binding; ATP binding
Source: RefSeq, a predicted model, not a curated record